Molecule: messenger RNA, 3351 nt
Organism: Aspergillus alliaceus
Lineage: Eukaryota; Fungi; Ascomycota; Eurotiomycetes; Eurotiales; Aspergillaceae
Product: putative PAB1 binding protein (Pbp1)
Exons: 5
Coding region: 100-3258 (1052 amino acids)
Biological process (GO): cytoplasmic stress granule assembly
Cellular component (GO): cytoplasmic stress granule
Molecular function (GO): RNA binding
Source: RefSeq, a predicted model, not a curated record
UGUGCGUGUGCUGUGGCUUCUCCCCGUCUAUCUUUCUACGGCUCUACGUCGUGCGAAGUUCCACGACGUGAGCUUCACUCUGCUUGACCACCACGCCAAAUGGCUUCUGUCAACUCUAUGCCGGCUGCCAAUAGUGCACCCGGUAAUACCGUUAAUGCCUCCUCACAGAACUCUGGGGCUAGACCGUCAUUGAGGUCCAGCACCAACUCCAAGGCGGAUGGAGGUCGCCGUCAGUCGGGCAGUCCGCUCGAUGGAGGUCAGAGACGCAGCAACUCCCAGAAGGCUUGGACCCAAGGCAUGAACCCGAUUACCCAGAGAUCUUCGUAUUCGCAACAGAACGGAAAUACGGCGCAGAAACAGAACGCUGCCAUAAAACCAGCCUCCAAAGAAUCGAGCACACCUGAUAGCCAUGCCCAUGAUCGUCUCGUGUUCUUGGUUACCACCUUUAUUGGUCUGACCACUACCAUCACCACGAAAAACGGCGAUAAGUACACCGGAAUAUUCUCUUCGUCUUCUCUGGAGCCAAGCGAUUCAUCCUUCGUUCUGAAGAUGGUACAGCGCCUGACAAAGCAAGAGCAAAAUCGGACAAACGGAGUAAGCGACGCUACGACUCCGUUCCUUGGAUCGGCCCCGGAUCACAGUAUGUCGUUCGAUGUGAAAGAUGUAUUGGAUAUAUUUGUACCCAAUGUCUCUACAUCUGAUGUUACUGCGAAAGCAGCAAAUGGUGUCUCUUCUGGCUUCCGUACCGAUGUUGAUAUUUCUGGCAACCUUGCCAUGCGCGAGCGAACUCUGAAGCGUUGGGAGCCAUCUGCAGAGACCGAAGUGGACAUGUCCUUGGAAGCUGCGAACGCCUCAGCAGGCUGGGAUCAGUUUGAAGCCAAUGCACGAUUGUUUGGCGCCACUAGUAGUUAUGAUGAGAAUCUUUACACCACCCGGAUUGAUCGUUCCGACCCGACCUAUAAGCAAAAAGAAGCAGAGGCCGCUCGUAUUGCGCAAGAAAUCCAGAACACCGACGUUGACAAUGCGCAUAUGAAGGAAGAACGAGGACUGGUUGUGGCAGGGGAUGGUGGUGACGAGGAAGACAAGUACAGUGGCGUCCGACGUGAGGAGCGAACCUUCCCACCUCUUGUCUCUGGACAGCCAAACAAGUACAUGCCACCAGCUCGUCGCCAGGUCGCGGCUCAGACUGGUGCAAGCUCAAGGUCCUCCACUAGUACUGUGAAACCGGUACUGAAGGACGCGACGAACUCUGCCGUGCCACCAGCUAAAGAGAGUACACCAUCGCAACCAGCGCCUUCAGGUACAGCUGUCGAUGCUGUCCCGGACGCUGACAAGCCUGCUCCAGUCAAGCCGCCAUCAGCCGCGGGCGCCGCCCCGAAACGGACCGGUACGGAGAACGCUACCGCCAAUGUCGAAGCGGAAGUGCUCGAUCAUUUCCGCCAGUUCGCCAAUAGCGAGAAACAGAAGAUGCAAGAACGCCGCCGUAACCAAGCUUCCUAUGACCGGACAAUCAAACUCAAUGAAUUGAUGAAAUUUUCGAAGAAUUUCAAGCUAGCUACGCCAGUCCCCAAGGAUUUAGUGCCUAUUCUCGCCAAGGAUCCUCAUAAGCAGGAAGCCAUCAUCCAGAGAGCCCAACAACAGGCCGAGGAGAAGACAUCAACCAAGACGUCGCCGGAGUCUUCCGAGCAGAAACCGGUAACUCGUGCCACUGGCCCAGCUGGAACGGUACCGUCGGCGACACCGUCCGAUCGUCCGGCUUACCCUCGUAGUCGCCAGAUGUAUCCUCCAACGGGUCCCCAUGCAAGCCCUAGUGCACGAGCCCAACACCAAACCGUGAAUCCGGCUCGUCAGCCCACUGGAAUGCUCGGGCAUCGCCUAGCUGAUAACCUCCAGCAGCGUAAGGGUGCGGCGAUGGGGGCUGUUCCACCGCCUUUGCCCAUCCAUGACGUUCGCGUACCUCCAACUGGCCCAGCCGGUGAUCAGUCUGGAGUAACCAGCCCUAACAAAGUGCAAACACCGACAUCUGCAUCCACGAAAUUUAAUGUGAGGGCCCUAGAAUUCAAGCCGAACCCCGCCGCAAGCACAUUUACCCCUGGUGCUUCGUCCAGCUCGUCCCCCUUUGUUGGAGGCCGCACUGUUUCUCGCGCCGCCACCCCAUCCGCAUUCUUCGGUGGUAAGAAGCUACGGCCCAUCACCGAGCGUCCGUCUCUCAAGAACCAAUUCAAUCCUAUCAAGCGAAUGAAGAAGGAAAGCGCAGAGCAGACAGAGAAGCACUAUACUUUCAACGGAGGGAUCCCGCCAGCCUAUAAAACCCUUCCGACCUGGGACGUGGCUGCGGGCAAUGAAGAAAAGACUUAUCAGCAGAUGUUUAAGCCUCCUGUUACUGUUCCCGCUAUAUCUCCCCAGAACCGCUCGACUUCUAAUCCUCAGGCUCCUCAUCAACCUCCCAUACCUUUCCAGUUUCCCCAGACGGCUCCGGGUAUGCCUCCCGUUUCUGGGCCCCCUCACGGACCUCACCUGCAUCCUCAUGCGUCUGGCCCUCCUCACUUUGAUGACCCCCACCGUAUGCAAAUGUCUGCGUCUACCUCACAAGUCUUCCCAUCUCCUAGACUCCAACAUGGGUAUCCUUCCCCCAUGGCUCCCCCUGCACAGCUGGCAUUUGGACAGCCUAUGCCACAGUUUUACGUCAACCAAGGCGGCCCGCAGCCCGGUCAUAUGAGGCCCUAUCCUGGUGCUCCGCAGUUUAUGAACCCACAGGCCACCAUGGGCGCCCCUAUGAUGGUCCAGCAACCUUCCAGCGGUCCUUAUAUGGGCGUUCCCCAGGGUAUGACCCCUUACACGCCUCAGAUGCAAAUGUAUUCCCCAAAUCCGGGUCACGCGUACCCUCAACAUGCGCCCCCUCAGCCGCACAGUGGCUUCCCAAGCCCCAGUCGUGGUGCUCCCAUGAUGAUGCACCAAAACUCUCAACAGGGUCAGCCCCCACAGCCAAUGAUGUUCAUAUCACCUGGGCAGCAUGGACAGCCUGUCUACGCAGCCCAGCAGCCAGGUCACAUGCCUCCCGUCCGGGGUAACUAUCCACAUCAGCAGCCACACUUCCAGUCCAGCCCACAUCAGGUGCAUCACUAUCCGCCCCAUCAACAACGCACGCCAAGUAGCGGCUAUAAUCAAAUGCCUCAGAUGCCUCAAGUCCCUUCUCAACCACCGCCGGCUGCAGCAACGGGUCCUCAGCCGCCGGACGCCGCCGAUGAGGUGAAAUGAACUUGCAUGGAUUAUGCGCGAGACGCCAUCCUCCCCUUAGCUGAAUAACCUAAGGUAUAACCAAUGCCCCUCGUGUAUGGGCGUACUAGAUAC